Molecule: messenger RNA, 3136 nt
Organism: Colletotrichum scovillei
Lineage: Eukaryota; Fungi; Ascomycota; Sordariomycetes; Glomerellales; Glomerellaceae
Product: PH domain-containing protein
Exons: 2
Coding region: 1438-2649 (403 amino acids)
Source: RefSeq, a predicted model, not a curated record
CCGAGCCUCCAUCUCUCCUCUUUACUCUCCAAUUCUCCAUUAUCGAAUCACCCAAUACCUGCAAAAAUCCCGACAGGGACCGAUUGUAGCGCGCAUUUGGUUCGACCUUUUGAAGUUCGAAAAGAAAGCGGGAAAAGACACACCCGUUCUACUUCGUACCCUUUGCAACCUCAACUUCACUUCUACCAACGGUGAACCCCGUCCAUACACAGCACUCCGUACAUACGCCGUGCCCCGUUGAACUUCUCUCAACCUUGCUUGGGGUCCUGUUCAACUUCCGCUCGACACACGCCUCCACACCCAUCAACCAGGUCCCAUCCGUCCAUCCAUCCUUCUCUGAUCACCACAAGUCGCGCGGUGGCCCCCCCAGGAACACACCAAUUACCGUACAUGGUCUUCACUCGCCUUUGGUUUCUGUUACCAUAUUCUUUCGCCAUAUCACGCCGUCCUUGUCAGCUACGCAACCACGUUCCCACCCGCCGCUCUUCAACGAGCCCUGUCCUGGCCUGACCCGACGUCCGAUGCGCAUGAGAUCCGCCCCCAGAGCCAAGUCCCCCUUGCGGCCCUGGUCCUUCAACACAGACGAACUGCCCUUGCUGCGCGGUCCCGGACAUCGUCUCCAACCUCUCGCGCCUCUUCUUCGGCCCUGCACGGGAAUCGGUUCCCUCAUAUCCGGCUUGUACUGCUUUCAUCAUCGGGCUUCCUAUUCAGUCCAACCUUGUUAAGCGGCUCUUCUUUGCGCUGGCACCACCCGAUGACUCGACGCCUCCCGUUUCGCUUCACUCCUCCCGCCAGCCCGUUGCAACCUUGACCUUCCAUCCCAUCUCGUCUGCGUCCUCCACAACCACCACUCCUCCUCCCAUCUGUGCUUCCUGUGCUUGCUCGUCGUGCUUGUCUCGAACCGCACCUCGCUCGCUCCAGGAACCGGAUUCUAUUCCUACGCCCGGUCAUUGGAACCAGGCCUAUUACUUGGACCCGUCGCUCCAUUGCCACCGCUUUCUCGCUUCUCGGCACAUCACUCCAUCCCUCAUCCACCUUCUCACCACGACACCUACACAUCCACACCACCAAGGUUUCCAGUCCUUUCUCCAUACCUACGCAUUCGUACCUGACUGGACCUAAUCCACUCCCCGAUCUCAUCUCAUCUACCGGUCUCGUCCCAGGACCCCUUUGCAUUUGUUUUACGUUACUCUGCCCCGUGCGGCCCUAAGAAAGAGCCGCCGACAAAAGGCCCUCACCAUGAAGUUUUGCGGGUCAGCAUAACCCCCGGGCCAAGCACAUCUCGUGAAUCCCUCGUUCCAGGGAAUCCGUCCGAGACAGACGCACGGGAACGGGCCUCUGCCUCCGCUGCCACCCGCCGCAUGGUGGUCCUGGCCUGACACGACUCGUCUGUUGCCGGCUCACUCGUCUCCUGUCAUAUAAAACCUCAUCUGCCCCAUGGAUCCCCGCAGCGAGGACAGCGGAAAUGGACCAUCUAAUACCGCUGUGCAGCCGCCGCCUCUCCGGCGGCGACUAUCGAUGGAGGAGGACUAUUUCUACCAGGAAGUCAUGACUUCCCCUUUCCGACGACCAUCACAGCCGCCACCAUAUGAGCGGGAUGCUAGACCAAGACGACCGGUGGCACCCAGGGUCAACUCCCAACAUGGAGUCGGGGAGGAUUUGCCAGGCUAUUCGUGCGAUAUCGAGUUGGAGGGCGUGUGGGUGAAGAAGAUGGAAAUUGAAAACACAACCAAACGGGCAGAGGACAGAAAUUGGCACACCACUAUCGUACAACUGCGAGGCACUGCAUUGAAUUUUUACAACGUGAAGAAGGACUGGGGAUGGGGCAGGACGAGAGACGGACCGACCAUCUCGCCCGACAAUCCGCCAUGGGUGCGGAAGGCAUCUCUCGACAGAGCGUACAGUCUUCAGCACGCCGAUAUUGGUAUUGCUGCCGAUUACAAGAAGAGGCGAUAUGUCAUUCGUGUCAGGGCCGAGGAGGAUCAGUUCCUUCUAUCCUGUAUAGAAUUAAGCACGAUGGUUAGGUGGUUGGAGGCUCUCUUCGCCGCCAUCGAUGUUGCCGCUCCCAUCGACGACCGUGACUAUCCCCGCGACCAGAGCAUCCCCCGCAUUCAACGCAUCCGCUGGUUCCGUGGCCAGACACCAGCACCGACGAACAACUACCCCGUACCGACGCCAAGACCACUGAGUCCUGAACUCCGCCGCGUGGCUUCUGCCGAGGCACCCGAUCCCUUCCCAGCAUCUUCGACCAUAGAGGGUCUCGUUCACCAGGCCGUCGUCAACGAGCGCGGCGAGACCAACGUACUAGACAGCGAGUCUAUUUACGGACCCGGACCUGGGAGGAACGAGUUGAUCAGCAGCCGCUUGUCGACAACAUCGUAUCCCAACGAGGCCAUCGAUCCAGACACUGGAAAAUGGGCACCCGAGCAUCAAUGGAGUGCGGCCCACGAUCUGCUCUAUGCCAAGCUUUGCUACUCUGUUCUCCUGUUCAAGAGCCCCCGAAAGUCAAACUACAUCAUCAGCAAGGGGAAACGAUGGUUCGUGGAUUGGGCAACAGGUCGCAUGGUGCGCGUACUGCCGCCAGCCUACGGCGAGAUUGAUUUCUUCGGCCCUUGGCAAGUCAUCCACACGGAAAACAGGAGGAUUUAAGAUGGAUCGUUGUUUCUCCCUCACUUCUACUGCACAUAUACAUACCCCGUGCCCACGUCAACGACGAGGGCCUUUCUUUCGCAUUGACACGAGGAAGAAUCGCAAGAUUCGAACGAUACGGAUUUUUACCAUACAUUACCCAGAGGCUGGGCGGUCGGUCGGUACGGCGGCCAAAACAAAAUCGGGCGGGACGGCGCGGCAUAUGCAUUCGGUUGGCUCUUUUCUUUCUUUCUUCCUUCCUACUUCAUCUCCAUUCCUCUCAACCUGUUCUCAGUCUCCUUUGUCAUUCAUGGCGGGUGAGAGAGAGAGAGAACGAGAGCAUAGCUUUGCGCCAAGCAUAUCAUCAUUGGGCGGAGUUGUCAAGGGCAGCGGCAAUGCUCGCUGCCCCAAAUUUCAUUAUUGUCCUCUUGCUUUUUCUGUAGCAUGGAGUAUUCAGCGUUGGCAUCGCGAAAGCCUUGGCACCGAACAUAUUCGUUAACGAUGGGGG